This is a messenger RNA of Venustampulla echinocandica, 1848 nucleotides long. RefSeq names its product p-loop containing nucleoside triphosphate hydrolase. The transcript is spliced from 2 exons. Lineage: Eukaryota; Fungi; Ascomycota; Leotiomycetes; Helotiales; Pleuroascaceae. The record is from RefSeq and is a predicted model, not a curated record. Gene Ontology annotation, molecular function: ATP binding; RNA helicase activity; RNA binding. Gene Ontology annotation, biological process: rRNA processing. The coding region runs from base 1 to 1848 and encodes 615 amino acids. Gene Ontology annotation, cellular component: nucleolus.
AUGGGGAAACGGACUCUAGAACAAGCGGAUCUACCCAAUUCGAACAUCUCGCUUUCAGAAGCAUCCCCUGCACCCAAGAAACGCCGCGCUGACAAAGGCAAAACCCCCGCAGAAAAUGGGAGCCAAGACGAUGUCGCCGUUGAAAGCAAAGAAUCGAAGGCCGCUCGAAAGGAAAAGAAGCGCUUAAAGAAGCUGAGAAAGUUGGAAGCGGAACAAGAUGCGGUCGAGUCCGAAACUGCGAAGGAAGAGUCCAAGUCCGAUUCUGCGAAGGAUGAUCCCAAGCCCGAGGCUACGAAGGAGGAAUUGAAAGCGGCAAAAAAGGCGGAGAAAGCUAGACUGAAAGCCCUGAAGAAGUCACAAGAAAAUACAGAUUCAGACACUCCCAAUGGCUCGGCUUCUAUCGCUGCAGAACCUGCCAGUUCGGCACCAGCGCAUAUGAAUGGGAACGGCAAUGCCCCAAUUGAUUCUCCCAAUAACGGGAAUCUUUACACUGAGGAUCCCAAAUUGACAGCGCUUCCGCAAACAGAAAUUGACGAAUUCCUUACAAGCCACUUCAUUUCCAUCACUGACCCGUCUUCGACAAAACAAUUCCGGCCGAUAGUCAAAUUCGACUACUUGCCCGUUAGCGAUCCGGCUCAACUUACACCAUUCAAAGCUUUCAAAGCUCCAACGCCUAUCCAAGCCGCUGCUUGGCCAUAUCUGUCUGACGGUCGAGAUGUCAUUGGUGUAGCUGAGACGGGGUCGGGGAAGACGAUGGCCUUUGCAGUGCCUUGCGCUCGCAGUAUCAUGUCCCUUCCAAAAAACCAGAGGAACAAGGGGGCUAGGGCUGUGAUUGUUUCGCCUACACGAGAGUUGGCAAUGCAAAGUUACGAACAAAUCAUGCUACUAGCAAAAGCUUCAGGCCUGCAAGCUGUUUGUGUCUACGGCGGAGUGCCAAAGGACGAGCAGCGCAGGGCACUCAAGACUGCCGACAUUGUUGUUGCCACUCCUGGUCGCUUGAACGACCUAAUAAAUGAGGGCUCUGCAGAUUUGGGUAGGGCUAAAUAUGUCGUAUUGGAUGAGGCGGAUCGAAUGCUUGAUAAGGGAUUUGAAGAGGAGAUCAGAAAGAUCAUCAAUACAACUCCAAAGGAAAGGCAGACGCUGAUGUUCACGGCGACAUGGCCAGAAUCUGUUCGAGAUUUGGCAGCAACUUUCAUGAAGACCCCUGUCAAAAUAACAAUCGGCGAUAACCCCACUGGAGAUCUGAGAGCCAAUACCCGUAUUGUGCAGAGGGUUGAAGUACUUGAUCCCAGAAAUAAGGAAUAUCGAUUGCUACAGGUCCUCAAGCAGUACCAGAGCGGUGCCCAAAAGAACGAUCGAAUCCUGGUGUUUGCACUGUAUAAAAAGGAAGCGACGAGAGUAGAGGGAUUUAUUCGCUCCAAGGGACUCCGAGUUGCCGCUAUUCACGGCGAUCUCAGCCAGGAGCAAAGGACGAGGAGCUUGGAGGCCUUCAAGCAAGGAACGACUCCUAUUCUCGUGGCCACAGAUGUUGCAGCUAGAGGGCUUGAUAUACCAGCUGUGCAACUGGUUUUAAAUCUGACCUUUCCUUUAACCUGUGAAGAUUACGUCCAUCGAAUUGGACGAACCGGUCGAGCCGGAAAGGAAGGGCUGGCAAUCACGUUCUUCACCGAGCAUGAUAAAGCACAAAGCGGAGGUUUGAUUAAUGUCCUUAAAGCGGCGAAUCAGCCGGUUCCAGAUGAGCUGCUUAAGUUUGGUACCACAGUCAAAAAGAAGGAACACAGUGCAUACGGAGCAUUUUACAAAGAUACUGAGAACGUAAAAGCGGCGCAGAAGAUAAAAUUUGAUUAG